GAGGCGGCGGAGGAGGGGCCGCCCGCGGCCCCCGACUCACCCCGGCGCUCCGGGCCGCUUGGCCCCCAUGCCUGCCCGCCAGCCUCGCCGGAGCCCCAGGUGACCAGCGCCAUGUCCAGCCAGGUGGUGGGCAUUGAGCCUCUCUACAUCAAGGCAGAGCCAGCCAGCCCUGACAGUCCAAAGGGUUCCUCCGAGACUGAGACUGAACCCCCGGUGACCCUGGCUCCGGGUCCAGCUCCAGCCCGCUGCCUCUCAGGGCACAAGGAGGAAGAGGAUGGGGAGGGGGCUGGGCCUGGCGAGCAGGGUGGUGGGAAGCUGGUGCUCAGCUCCCUGCCCAAACGCCUCUGCCUGGUCUGUGGGGAUGUGGCCUCCGGCUACCACUAUGGUGUGGCAUCUUGUGAGGCCUGCAAAGCCUUCUUCAAGAGGACCAUCCAGGGGAGCAUCGAAUACAGCUGUCCGGCCUCCAAUGAGUGUGAGAUCACCAAGCGGAGACGCAAGGCCUGCCAGGCCUGCCGCUUCACCAAGUGCCUGCGGGUGGGCAUGCUCAAGGAGGGGGUGCGUCUGGACCGUGUCCGGGGUGGGCGACAGAAAUACAAACGGCGGCCAGAAGUGGACCCGUUGCCCUUUCCAGGCCCCUUCCCUGCUGGCCCUUUGGCAGUAUCUGGAGGCCCCCGGAAGACAGCCCCAGUAAAUGCUCUGGUGUCACACCUGCUGGUGGUUGAGCCUGAGAAGCUGUAUGCCAUGCCCGACCCAGCAGGCCCUGAUGGGCACCUUCCUGCUGUGGCCACCCUCUGUGACCUCUUCGACCGUGAGAUUGUGGUCACCAUCAGCUGGGCCAAGAGCAUCCCAGGCUUCUCGUCGCUGUCGCUGUCUGACCAGAUGUCAGUACUGCAGAGCGUGUGGAUGGAGGUGCUGGUGCUGGGUGUGGCUCAGCGCUCUCUGCCACUGCAGGAUGAACUGGCCUUUGCCGAGGACCUGGUCCUGGAUGAAGAGGGGGCACGGGCAGCUGGCCUGGGGGAACUGGGGGCAGCUCUGUUGCAGCUGGUGCGACGACUGCAGGCCCUACGGCUGGAGCGUGAGGAGUAUGUCCUGCUAAAGGCUCUUGCCCUUGCCAAUUCUGACUCUGUGCACAUUGAAGAUGCUGAGGCUGUGGAGCAGCUGCGUGAAGCCCUACACGAGGCCUUGCUAGAGUACGAAGCAGGCCGGGCCGGCCCUGGAGGGGGUGCUGAGCGGCGGCGGGCCGGCAGGCUGCUGCUCACACUGCCGCUUCUCCGCCAGACAGCUGGCAAAGUCCUGGCCCAUUUCUACGGGGUGAAGCUGGAGGGCAAAGUGCCCAUGCACAAGCUUUUUUUGGAGAUGCUUGAGGCCAUGAUGGACUGAGGCGAAG
This is a messenger RNA of Jaculus jaculus (lesser Egyptian jerboa), 1387 nucleotides long. It is a transcript of the gene Esrra, whose product is annotated as estrogen related receptor alpha. Gene Ontology annotation, biological process: regulation of DNA-templated transcription. Bases 112 to 1380 code for a protein of 422 amino acids. The transcript has 7 exons. The record is from RefSeq and is a predicted model, not a curated record. Gene Ontology annotation, cellular component: nucleus. Gene Ontology annotation, molecular function: sequence-specific DNA binding; DNA-binding transcription factor activity; zinc ion binding. NCBI's taxonomy places the organism in Eukaryota, Metazoa, Chordata, Mammalia, Rodentia, Dipodidae.